This is a messenger RNA of Otolemur garnettii (small-eared galago), 942 nucleotides long. Its product is annotated as olfactory receptor 4D5. Gene Ontology annotation, molecular function: G protein-coupled receptor activity; olfactory receptor activity. The record is from RefSeq and is a predicted model, not a curated record. Lineage: Eukaryota; Metazoa; Chordata; Mammalia; Primates; Galagidae. Gene Ontology annotation, biological process: G protein-coupled receptor signaling pathway. Gene Ontology annotation, cellular component: membrane.
AUGAAUCCAACAAACCAUUCCCAGGUGACAGGAUUUGUUCUCCUGGGGCUCUCUCAGGUAUGGGAGCUCCGGUUUUCCUUCUUCCUUGUCUUCUCUGUUGUGUAUCUUACGACUGUAACUGGAAAUCUCCUUAUUGUGGCCAUAGUGACGUCCGACCCACAUCUGCACACAACCAUGUAUUUUCUCUUGGGCAACCUUUCAUUCCUGGACUUCUGCUACUCUUCCAUCACGGCACCUAGGAUGCUGGUUGACUUGCUCUCGGGCAACCCUACCAUUUCCUUUGGUGGCUGCCUGACUCAGCUCUUCUUCUUCCACUUCAUUGGUGGCAUCAAGAUCUUCCUGCUCACUGUCAUGGCAUACGACCGCUAUGUCGCUAUUUCCCACCCCCUGCGCUACAUGCUGAUUAUGAAUCGGACAGUCUGUGGACUCCUCAUGGCGGCCUCCUGGGUGGGGGGCUUCAUCCAUUCCAUAGUGCAGGUUGGACUGACUAUCCGUCUGCCAUUCUGUGGGCCCAACAGGCUGGACAACUUUUAUUGUGAUGUGCCUCAGCUGAUCAAAUUGGCCUGCACAGAUACGUUUGUUUUAGAGCUUCUGAUGGUAUCUAACAAUGGCCUGGUGACCCUGAUGUGCUUUUUGGUGCUGCUGGGAUCCUACACAGCACUGCUAAUUAUGCUCCAGAGCCACUCGCGGGAGGACCGCAGCAAGGCCCUGUCCACUUGUGCCUCUCACAUUGCUGUGGUGACCUUGAUCUUUGUGCCUUGCAUCUAUAUCUAUGCCAGGCCUUUUCGGACAUUCCCCAUGGACAAGGCCGUCUCUGUGCUAUACACAAUGGUCACCCCCAUGCUGAAUCCUGCCAUCUAUACCUUGAGAAACAAGGAAGUAAUCGUGGCCAUGAAGAAGCUUUGGAAGCAAAAGGACCUUAUCAGUAGCCUGGAGUACUGA